UGUACCGACACUGAUUUUAUAAACUUUGUGGAACAGGAAGUGACGUAUUACGCAUUAGCACAUUGAGAACCACAUGGGCAUGUUGAUAUUAAAAUAAUUUCUUAUAUACCGGACAUUGGUCCAAAAUGGGGAAGAAAUCGAAGACAGGAAAAUCGAGGAAGGAUAAAUUCUACCAUUUGGCUAAGGAAACAGGUUACAGAGCUAGGUCUGCCUUCAAGCUAAUCCAGUUGAACAGGAAGUAUGAGUUUCUUCAGAAGUCAAGAGUUGUUAUUGACUUGUGUGCAGCCCCUGGAGGUUGGCUACAAGUGGUGGCAGAAAAUGCACCAGUCUCCAGUCUCAUCGUCGGUGUUGACUUGGUGCCGAUACGUCCUAUCAGAAACUGUAAAACCCUUGUAGAGGACAUCACAACAGAAAAAUGUAGACAGUCAUUGAAGAAGGAACUUCAGACAUGGAAAGCUGAUUCUGUGAUUCACGACGGUGCUGGAAAUGUCGGAAAGAACUGGCUCCAUGAUGCCUUUCAACAAGCUCAGCUCACCCUACAGUCCCUGAAACUGGCCACGGAAUUCCUGAAGAAAGGCGGUUGGUUUGUAACCAAAGUGUUCAGAUCUAAGGACUACAACUCCCUACUUUGGGUAUUUCAGCAACUCUUUCAGAAAGUCCACGCCACCAAACCACAGGCUUCUCGUAACGAGUCUGCAGAAAUCUUUGUCGUCUGUGAAAAGUUCCUGGCCCCUGACAAAAUUGAUCCCAAGUUCUUAGAUCCCAAGUUUGUUUUUAAGGAGACUGAUACAGAGCCAAGACAGAUGAUUAACCUUAUACAUCCAGAGAAAAAGAGACGACAGCGGGACGGUUACGCAGAAGGGGACUAUACUCUGUAUCACACCCUGAAGGCAUCUAGCUUCAUUGACAGUGACAACUACCUAGACUUAAUGGCACAGUCCAAUGCUGUGGUAUUGGAUGAUGAUAAAAUUUCCAAACUACCAGAAACAACAAAGGAAAUCAAAGAAUGCUUGGGGGACUUAAAAGUGCUUGGCAAAAAAGAUAUCAGGUCGCUGAUCAAGUGGCGAGCACAAGUAAGGAAGAUUUUGGGAAAAGACGAGGAAUCCAAGGACAGCAAGGAAAAAAAGGAUGAGGUAGCGGAGGAGAGUGAAGACGAGGAGGCUCAGAUAGAGGCUCAACUGACAAAGGCCAAGGAUGAGGAGAGGAAGGUCCUUAAAAGGAAACUGAAGAAGGUACGUCGAAGAGAGAAAGCUCGUCUGCGGCAGAAAAUGGACAUGAAAAUGGUAAUUCCUGGAGACAAACAUGACUUCACUGAUGAUGUCGGCCUCUUCAACCUCAACAAAAUGAAAAGCAAGGCGCAACUGGACAAGGUCGAAGCAGGUGAGAAUCAUUUUGCUGAUGAAUUUGUAUUGGAGGAGCUUGAAGCCAAUGCAGAAACAACUCCACACCAGAAACGAAAGGCCUACGAUCGAGAUAGUCAUGAUCACCUGGACGAAAUGUACUCUUCAUCCGAGGAUGAGGAAAAUCUAGAGGAACCUGAUUUAGAGAAUUUGGAAGAUGAGGAAGAUGCCGAGGAAGAGGAUAUGGAGUUUGAAGAUGAUGAGCAGGUAAAAAAAGAUGCCAAUCCACUCAUAGUCAACUUGGAGAAAGUCUCGACACAGGUGGAACGUAAACUCAACUCCUGGUUCAACAAGGAAUCAUUUGCCGGUUUAGAUGAUGAAGUUGACGAGGAUGUAGAGAUUGAGAAAAUGAUGGAGGACUACAAACGACGAGGAGGAACCAUUACAGGAAGAAAAGAAGAAAGUAAAGGAAAGAAAACAAAAAAUGUUGACAAUGAAGAGGAUGAUAGUGGUGUGGAUGAAAAACAGGACUCUGAUUCAGAAAUGUCUGAUUCAGACGAUAAAGACGACGAUAAAGACAAUGAAAGUGAUGAUGAGGAUGAUAGUGACGAGAGUGACAGUGAUAGCAGCGAGAGUGAUUUGGAUACAGCCGAGAUGAAAAAGGCAUCCAAUAAAAAACACUCAACUUCAACAGGCUUCGAGGAAGUUCCUGCAGGUUAUAUAGAUCCCACAGGGCUGGCUAUAGGGGCUGCCAUGGUUCAGUCACGGAAACGUAAACGAGAUAUAGUGGACAGUGGAUACCACAGAUACAUGUUUGAUGAUGAAAAUUUGCCAGAAUGGUUUUUAAAGGAAGAAUCUAAACAUACCAAGCGUGAAAUGCCAGUUUCAAAGGGGGACGUCCAGGAAUACUUGAUGAAGAUGAGGUCAAUCGAUGCUCGACCUAUCAAAAAGAUCGCUCAGGCCAAAGCUAGGAAAAAGAAGAAGGAAAUGAGACGACUUGAUCGAGCGAGGAAGAAGGCGGAGGUGAUAUCUGACACGGCAGAUAUUACAGAUAGGGACAGAUGGCAGCAAAUCAAACAGGUUUAUAAGAAAGCUGGGCUGCUGACUGCUAAAAAGAAGGAGGUAACAUAUGUGGUAGCGAAGAAAGGUGCAGGCAAGAGGGUCCGGCGACCUGCUGGUGUGCAAGGGCCAUACAAGGUUGUAGAUGGCCGCAUGAAAAAGGACAUGAAACAGAAAAAACAACAGUUGAAAAUGCAAAAAAAGAAAGGCAAAAGUGCAGGGAAAAGGAAAAAAUAAAUAUUUUUUGUUUCAU
This is a messenger RNA of Pecten maximus, 2652 nucleotides long. RefSeq names its product pre-rRNA 2'-O-ribose RNA methyltransferase FTSJ3-like. Gene Ontology annotation, biological process: rRNA methylation; maturation of 5.8S rRNA from tricistronic rRNA transcript (SSU-rRNA, 5.8S rRNA, LSU-rRNA); maturation of LSU-rRNA from tricistronic rRNA transcript (SSU-rRNA, 5.8S rRNA, LSU-rRNA). Gene Ontology annotation, molecular function: rRNA (guanine) methyltransferase activity; rRNA (uridine-2'-O-ribose)-methyltransferase activity. Gene Ontology annotation, cellular component: preribosome, large subunit precursor; nucleolus; nucleus. NCBI's taxonomy places the organism in Eukaryota, Metazoa, Mollusca, Bivalvia, Pectinida, Pectinidae. The coding region runs from base 126 to 2636 and encodes 836 amino acids. The record is from RefSeq and is a predicted model, not a curated record. The transcript is spliced from 19 exons.